Messenger RNA from Sesamum indicum (sesame), 3075 nucleotides. Its product is annotated as serine protease SPPA, chloroplastic. Gene Ontology annotation, cellular component: membrane. The record is from RefSeq and is a predicted model, not a curated record. Gene Ontology annotation, molecular function: peptidase activity. Lineage: Eukaryota; Viridiplantae; Streptophyta; Magnoliopsida; Lamiales; Pedaliaceae.
UCUCAGGCACACACAGACACAGAGAGUGGUCUAGAGACUUCAUUUUUACUAACAAUAAAUUGAGGACCACUGUCUUUCUGGAUGUGGCAGUAGCUGAAGAACGUAUUGCCACAUUAAUGAAAUCUUUAUGCUGGAGAUCUUUUUCAUCAUUUCUUUCUGCCAUAUAGUGUAGAAAGAAAAAUUAUGAACACACUGCUACUGCGCAGAAAUUUCUGAUAUGUAUUAUUUGUUGUUAGUUUUUGAAUUUGGUACAGCAGUUUAAGUUUUGACAUUUUACCAGCGGUACUUCUGAAAUGUCAAUUAGGUUAAAAGAUAAAUGGUAUGGAGCUCAAUUCUGCACCAUGUAAUUCAUAUCCUUUGAGCUCUGCCAUAAUAUCUUGCGCCAGCAUUUAACAACUGAAUUCUGGUUUCUGGGCCUCUCUCUCUCUCUUCUCUCCGGGAAUGGCUCAGUUACUUCCUACGUCGCGCUUCACCUCAAUCCACCAACACGCAACCCGUUCGACUAAAUGCCCACCCCCUUUGUCAGUUUACUACUCGCUUAUACCACUCCACUUGAAGAAGCCACAUUCUUUCCUCCACAAGAACCGGAAUUUUCCCAGGUUUUUGACCCGGGCUUUUGAUACAGAGAGCGAUGAAAAAUUAUCGGAUGAUUAUCAGAAGAUUGAAGGCGGAGGUGGGAGGGAGGGGGAGAUGGUGGGUGAUAAUGGGAGCUCUUUUUCUGGAUUUGAUGAUGACAAGUACCCGAGCGGGGAGUUUUUGUACAGGGAAUAUAAUCUUUGGGAGAGUUUGGUUGUGAAGUUCAGGAUGUUAGUUGCAUGGCCUUGGGAGCGUGUCAAGAAGGGCAGCGUGCUUGUGAUGAAAAUUCGCGGAGAGAUAUCUGAUCAGCUGAAGAGCCGUUUCUCCUCAGGAUUAUCUUUACCUCAAAUUUGUGAGAAUUUUAUAAAAGCAGCUUAUGAUCCUCGCAUUUCGGGUAUUUAUCUCCACAUAGAACCAUUGAGUUGUGGAUGGGGUAAAACUGAAGAAAUUCGAAGGCACAUUUUGGACUUCAAGAAAUCAGGCAAGUUCAUUGUGGGCUAUGUGCCAGCAUGUGGAGAGAAAGAGUACUACAUUGGUAGUGCUUGUGAAGAGCUUUAUGCCCCAGCAAGUGCUUACUUUCAAUUGUAUGGACUCACUGUUCAGGCAUCAUUCCUUGGAGGUGUCCUGGAGAAAAUUGGGGUUGAGCCACAGGUUCAACGGAUUGGUAAAUAUAAGAGUGCUGGGGAUCAACUUACGCGUAAAAACAUAUCUGACGAGAACCGGGAGAUGCUAACAGCUUUGCUUGACAACAUUUACGCAAACUGGGUAGAGAAAAUUUCGCUUGAGAAAGGAAAGAAAAAAGAAGAUAUUGAAAAUUUUAUUGAUGAAGGAGUUUAUGAAGUUGAGAGAUUGAAGGAAGAUGGCUGGAUAACUGAUAUAAAAUAUGAUGAUGAGGUUAUGUCACUGCUAAAAGAGCGUUUGGCAAUUCCUAGUAGUAAAAAUCUUCCAACAGUUGACUAUAGGAAAUACAGCCGCGUUAAGAAAUGGACUUUAGGCUUGACUGGAUUUAGAGAUCAAAUAGCCAUAAUUAGAGCCUCUGGAAGCAUCAGCCGUGUACGAGGUCCACUAAGUGCAUCCAGCUCUGGGAUCGUAGCUGAGCAAUUCAUUGAAAAGAUUCGCAGUGUAAGAGAAUCAAAAAGGUACAAAGCUGUUGUCCUCCGCAUUGACAGUCCUGGAGGGGAUGCCCUUGCUUCUGAUUUAAUGUGGAGAGAAAUCAAACUUUUGGCUGCCUCAAAACCUGUUGUUGCAUCAAUGGCUGAUGUUGCUGCUAGUGGAGGAUAUUACAUGGCAAUGGCUGCACAGACUAUAGUUGCGGAAAACCUUACCCUUACUGGUUCGAUUGGAGUUGUGACAGGAAAGUUCAAUUUGGAAAAACUUUAUGAAAGGAUUGGCUUCAAUAAGGAGAUUAUAUCAAGGGGACGAUAUGCAGAACUUACUGCAGCUGAACAACGACCUUUCAGGGCUGAUGAAGCAGAACUCUUUGCAAAGUCAGCACAGAGUGCAUAUAGAAGUUUCCGGGACAAGGCAGCCUCUUCAAGAUCAAUGACUGUAGACAAGAUGGAGGAGGUUGCUCAAGGAAGAGUUUGGACUGGCAAUGAUGCAGCUGCACGAGGUCUAGUUGAUGCUGUUGGUGGACUAUCUCGAGCUGUGGCAAUAGCAAAACAGAAGGCUAAUUUACCAUUGGACAAACAGGUCACCCUGGUUGAGCUGUCAAGACCUUCUACUUCUCUUCCUGAAAUCUUGGGCUUAGGUAGCACUCUUGUUGAAGCAGACAAAGCAUUUAAAGAGUUGCUACAGGUCAUGGCAUCAUCUGAUGUAGUUCAAGCCCGUAUGGAUGGAAUCAUGAUGGAACAAUUAGAUGGAGCUUCAUAUGCCAACUUUAUCUUCAGACUGAUAAAAGAUUACCUAAGAUCUCUCUAGUUUUUACAAAAUUCUUCCUUAUUUUCGUAGUCAAUCAAAGCAAAAGCAAGUUGGUAUGCAUCAUCUGAAAGCGGAUUGGCCAUGUAAAUUCAGCCUGAAUACAAAUGCAUGUUAUCCGUGGUACACAGCAGAGUUUGCUAGGUAAUGUUCUAACUUCCAGAGCUAUUUUGUACUCUGCUGCUAGGAUAAAGAGCACAGCUCAGCAAUUGAAGUCUUUGAGCUUGCCAUAUUGUAGUGCAUCUAGAACUUGUUCAUGUGAAUAGUGGGUGUUUUCCCUUUAUUUAUAUAACAGAUCUGUAUUGUUACCAAGCCUCGAACGUGAGAAAUCUAGAGUUAAGAACUACUCCUGCAUUGUGGGCAUACUAUUUGAGGCAGGAUUCUUGUGAACUUUGUAAAAAGUGAUGUUAGGUAACCAAUGUUUUGUUCAUGUAAACACUAAAUAAUGGCCCAAUAAUAGGAGGCAUCACACCAGAAAGACGAAGAUAGAGACAUUCUUUCUGAUAAUCUGUGCUUGUUACUAUUAAUGAUGCUUUUAAUCACUGGGGAUAUAUUUUUCCAAGUGAGGUACUUUUUCCUUGA